AUAUCUUUUUAAUCUAUCUUUAGAAGUAUUUAAACCAUAUGAAUUAUCAUUGUACUAUCAAUUCCUCACUAAGCCUAGAUCUCAACUGAAGUGGAGUGGAAAAAUUUACAGCACCAGUUUUAACUAAAGUUAUUUUUUUUAACGUUGCAACUGUAAACUUUCAACUAAACAACAUAUCACAACCUAUUUUAAAUCAAUAUGGUUAAGGUUCCUGAACCUAUAGAACGAUUGUUCGAUACUGUUCCAAUCAUAACCUAUCCCAAGGAAGAAAUUAUCGAUCACAUUGAUCAAUUUUAUUUCGAAGGUGAAAAUAAAACUAAUGAUGAUUCAUUUAAAUUAGGUGUACAUCAAGUCAUUCCAUAUCAAGGUUCUGAUGAAAGAAUACGAUAUAUACCGAAUGAUCCCAUAUCUUUAGGGUAUGCCUUAUGGUUAGCUCAUAAGAAUAAUUUGAAAUUGCCUACCAAGGAUGGAAAAGGACAAUCAUCAAACAAUUCAAUUAUUCAACUUUCAUAUCAUGCUGCUCCUGAUCAACAAUUACCGAUCUUGAUUGAAGACAGUAACGAAUCAAGAAAUAUCAUCUCAUUAACAGCAGUAAAGAAAUCAGAUCAUACCAAUAUCGAAUCGAAGUUAAUUACUGAUUUGAUUGAUUCGAAAUUCAUUGAUUUAUGGAUAUUAUGUUUAUUGAAUGAACAUCCGAAUCAUAUUUUUAAAGAUGAAGAUGAAGAUGAUUUAUUCCAUUUAAAUAAAUAUUAUAAUAGUUAUGAAGUGGCGAAUUGGAAAGCUUUUAAAAUCAGAUAUCCUAAUUUAUUUCAAAUAUCAGGCACAUCAAUUAAAACAUUCUAUAAAUCGGAAUUAAAACUGUUUAAUCAAAAUUUACAAUUAUUAUCAAGUAAUUUCAUCAAUUUAGAUAUGUCAUUGAAAUUGAAAUUAGUUGGGUAUGUCAUUAUAUUCGAUAAAUAUUUGUCUGAUACAGAAAUAGGUAUCAUAAUUAAGAAUUAUCCUUCAUUAAUUAAAUCAAGUUAUAAAUUACUUGAGAAAUACUAAAAUAUCUA
Messenger RNA from Scheffersomyces coipomensis, 1052 nucleotides. RefSeq names its product SAM complex subunit (gene SAM35). The transcript has a single exon. The record is from RefSeq and is a predicted model, not a curated record. Lineage: Eukaryota; Fungi; Ascomycota; Pichiomycetes; Serinales; Debaryomycetaceae. The coding region runs from base 199 to 1044 and encodes 281 amino acids.